GUGGUAUCUCUGUCACGUUAGUGAAUCGCCGUGAGCGUGGUCGGAGGUGAUGUCAGUGUUGAUCGUGACGAGUUUAGGGGAGCUGGUUUCUAUAUGGCGAUCAAGCUCGGUUUUUCAGCGAUGAGAUUCAUAUCGACCUGAAGCAUUCCAAGACUGGAACAGUUGCCAUGGCAAGUGCAGGACAGAAUCUCAAUGCUUCACAGUUUUAUAUCACUCUGCGUGAUGACCUUGAUUACCUUGACGGAAAGCACACUGUUUUUGGUGAGGUAGUUGAAGGAUUUGAAGUUUUGACUAGAAUAAAUGAGGCUUAUGUGGAUGAGAAGAGCAGACCAUAUAAAAAUAUAAGAAUCAUGCACACAUACAUCUUGGAUGAUCCUUUUGUUGAUCCUCCUGAGCUAACUGAGUUCAUUCCUGAUGCUUCACCAGAAGGGAAGUGUAAAGAAGAGGUUGAUGAUGAUGUGCGACUUGAAGAUGAUUGGGUUCCCAUGGAUGAACAAUUAAAUCCAGCAGAGCUUGAGGAGGUUAUUAAAACGAAGGAAGCACAUUCUAGGGCAGUUGUACUUGAAAGUAUUGGGGAUAUUCCUGAUGCUGAUAUUAAGCCUCCAGACAAUGUACUAUUCAUCUGUAAAUUGAACCCGGUUACUGAGGAUGCGGACUUGCAUACAAUAUUUUCACAAUUUGGAACUGUGUCAUCGGCUGAAAUCAUCCGUGAUCAGAAGACUGGUGACAGUCUAUGCUAUGCUUUCAUAGAGUUUGAAGACAAACAGGCUUGUGAGCAGGCAUAUUUUAAGAUGGACAAUGCUUUGAUUGAUGAUCGAAGGAUACAUGUGGAUUUUAGUCAAAGUGUGUCAAAGGAGUGGCCAAAAUAUAUACCGAAAGAUCACCAGGGUAAAGGUAAGGAUAAAGAUAUCACAUCCUGUAAGCAUGUUCUAUACUUAUUGUAUAACAUUAUGCAGAAUCCACUGUUUGCUUGUAUAAUCACUACAACAAAACUGGUGUUUAGCGGCGGACAUUCUGCGGCGGUUACGCGAAAACCGCCGCAAAAUGCAAAAUAGAGGCGCUUUUUCAGGCGGUUAACCCAGCCGCCGCAGUUUACUUACAAUUUGCGGCGGUUAUUUUCAAUUAGUGGCGAUUUUGUACGAAUUUGUGGCGGUUCUUUUAGAGGCGGUUCGACCGGGCGCCGCAGAAUAAUUAAACCGGAAAACCCUAAAUUAAACCCACUUCACCUCUUCUUCAUUUCAUAUCGCGAUUUUCACGAUUUUCACCUUCACUUCUCAAGAGAUUUUCAGAAGUUGAACCCACCACACCUUCACCUCUCAGAUCACGAUUCUUCACCACACCUUCACUCCUCUCUCAGCGAUGGCGAUUCUCAGAAGCAAAGUUCCAGAUUGAAGCUCAAUCAUUGAUUGAAGGAAUUAGGGAUUUUAGGUUUCAGAUUCACAUUCUCAUCAAAACUGGUGUUUGUGCUCUCGGUUCUCAGUUCUCACUCAGAUUUUCAUCUUGGGUUUAAGUUUCUUCUCCUUGUAGCUUUGAUUGAAGGUAAGCACCUAGUUCUUGGUUUCAAUUUCUUCUCAGUUGUGCUUUCACUUCACUCAGUGAAUACAUUGCUGCCAAUGCCGAGAAACUCCCAAUUAUCUAUGAGAGCUGGAAUUUAGUUCCAAACAAACCUAACAAGAUAUAUGUUUGGGACUCCAUUGUAAAG
Molecule: messenger RNA, 1702 nt
Organism: Lotus japonicus
Lineage: Eukaryota; Viridiplantae; Streptophyta; Magnoliopsida; Fabales; Fabaceae
Product: peptidyl-prolyl cis-trans isomerase CYP59-like
Exons: 12
Coding region: 168-1055 (295 amino acids)
Biological process (GO): protein peptidyl-prolyl isomerization
Cellular component (GO): nucleus
Molecular function (GO): RNA binding; peptidyl-prolyl cis-trans isomerase activity
Source: RefSeq, a predicted model, not a curated record